AUGACGCCAAACUUGGAGAAUAACUCGUGUUUAAUCCGUCCCCAGAUCCCUCCAGCCCCCACUGACGAUCAAGUUCAGCUCCGCUUUGACGAGCUAUUGCUCUCUGCGUGCACUGACCCUGAGAUCCGAGAGGAGUUGAAUGCGGCAGAAUCCAUUGGCAGCAAGUGGGUGUAUGCUUUUCUGAGCAAACUUCCGCAAGGCAGCGUCGCAGAGGAAUGGUUGGAUCCUCGGGAGUGUGUGGAACUUGUGCAGCGGUUCCGUGGCGAUGUGAAAUGUGUUCAUGAUCUUUUCUUGGCGAUCCGAGUCAAUAUCAUGCUAAGAACUGGUGCGUGGCUUGAGAAGUUUGUCUCGGGGGAUGGAAUCGAAGAGUUGGUGGCCCCUUUACAAGCCUCCGGGGGUGCAUCAGCAGACACGUGCAACGAGAUCAUCAAUAACCUUACGACGAGCAAUCAAGGCGAGAGCAACGAGACUAGCGACGCUGUAAACCCGGAGCAGGAGCAACCUCAAGCGAAGAAUACGACCAGUACCGAAAUUAAGACCGAAAGCUCGAAUGUGACACAAGCUCUCACGAACGCUGAGUGUUCCUCGCUUGAUAAAAUACUCAGUCAGCUUCAGCAAAGCGCUGACAGUGCUGCAAGACCCACAGAUUCCCCUGCAGCAAGAGGAGCGAAAUUAUCCUUGCCAUUCUUCCAGAGUUCUCGAAAAGGCCCAGGACUUGGCGUGACACCAGCCUGCACACCAAUCGCCACUGCCAGUGUUCGGAAAGAUGCGAAGCGGCCAGUGUUCCCGUCAAUCCCGUCUCCACCACGCAAGGAGGCACCAGCUACUACCCCGUCAAUACCUCCGCCAUCAACUACUGCUACGGUUCCUACUCCUACCUUACCUCCAAUUGACAUCACUCCAGUGGUUCCACCUUUGAAGGUGAAGGCACUGGUGAUCGCACCCGAUACCAGUGUCGAUAUUAAAGCACUCAAGGCUCCAUCCACUGGUACGGACAUUUCCAAGUUUCGUAAACUCUUAUCAAUGGGGGCGCCGCGUGAAGCUGUGCGCGCGAAAAUGCAACAGGCUGGCGUAGACCCAGAUUUACUGGACGAGCAGCAGGGUUUUACUCCGAAGGCAUCACCAAAGCCAGUAGGUAAAACGACAUCUGCAGAUUCCAAAGAUGGUAUGGGACUUGACAUGGACGCAGUGAAAGCGAAAAUGCGUCAAUCUGGCAUAGAUGUGGACCAGAAGGUGGAAGUCAAGGACCCCCCUGCUGCUCCUCCAUCACAAGGGGUAGCAUCGGGGGCAGACAUUUCUAAAUUCAAGAAGUUACUCUCGAUGGGGGCUCCUGUAGUUGCCGUGAAAGCCAAGAUGACUCAAGCUGGCUUGGAUCCAGCCUUACUUGACACUACUAGUCCAAAGGCAUCGUCACCUGCUCCAGCUUCUGCUCCUGCUCCUGCAAAAGUGAAAGAUGAUCCUAGCUAUGCCAAGUUCUUUAAACUCCUGUCGAUGGGGGCUCCUGCUGCUGCAGUGAAAGCCAAAAUGGUCCAAGCUGGUCUGAACAGUGAUCUUUUGGACACUCCAGACGUCGAGAUGCCAACGAUUCGAACACCCUCUACCUCUACACCACGUGAAGCGCCAUCUACCUCUCGCGCUAUGCUAUCGAACAUGCUCGAAAGUCACGCAGCUCCUCCAACUGAAGCUCAGACUAAAGUGAAGGACAACCCACAGUACGCUAAAUUCUUCAAGCUAUUGUCGAUGGGGGCUCCUGCUGAGUCCGUCAAGGCGAAGAUGCAGAUGGCAGGUCUUCAACCAGAACUUCUAGAUACUCCUGACGCCCCAUUGAAGCCUGCUAUUGUGUCUGAUCCUCCUGCUUCGCAGCCUCAAGUCAAAGUGAAGGAUGAUCCGUCGUAUGCCAAAUUCUUCAAGUUACUUUCGAUGGGAGCCCCAGCUGAGUCAGUGAAGGCGAAAAUGAAGAUGGCAGGGCUUAAUCCCGACUUGUUGGACACUCCCGAUGCCAAUGCGAACGCCCCUGUUGUAGCUACUACCCCGACAGUAAAGGUGAAAGACGACCCUGCGUAUGCCAAGUUCUUUAAGCUCCUUUCUAUGGGUGCACCUGCGGAAUCUGUGAAAACUAAGAUACAAAUGGCAGGCCUAAAACCAGAACUUCUUGAUACUCCCGACGCUGAUUUGCCUAGUGGAGACAUUCAAGCCAUUGCACAGCCUCAAGUAAAGGUUAAAGACGAUCCUGCGUAUGCAAAAUUCUUCAAGUUGCUGGAAAUGGGGGCACCAGCGGAGAGUGUCAAGGCCAAGAUGAGGAUGGCAGGACUACAAGGAGAUCUCCUUGAUACACCCGAUGCAUUCGUACCCAGUGCAACGCCAGCUACUCCGAAGCCGCCACCAGCUCCGACCUCAACAGCAGCACGUAGAGCUCAUUUAUCUAUCGCGAUCAAACCUGCUAUCAAGGCGAAGACACGCUCGUUUUACUGGCAACAACUGAAGGAUGAAGCCAUCAAAGGAACGAUCUGGGAAGAGCUUGAAAAGGAGCACUGUAAUCAGAGUAACGUGGACCUCCUUACUCUUACUGACGGUGAAUUGGAGCUCCUAGAGACUGAGUUCCCACCACCCGCUGCUAGUGGGCCUGGUACUGGCACUCGACGUGGCGUUAUGAGUGGACUCUUGUCACCAGGAAGUCCUGCGUCUCCUCUCGCCUCGCCCAAAGUUGUGUUCUUGAUUGACCGUGCAAGGUCCAACAACAUCUCGAUCAUUGUUAAGCAGUUCAAGAUGAGCAACGCAGCGCUACGAGUGGCAAUUAUGAAGAUGGACGCAGAAGUACUAACUCUUGAUCGUGUGCAAGGGUUGAUCAAGAUUCUGCCUACUGAUGAAGAAAUAGCAGCUAUCACUGGGUUUAGUGGAGACCCGACGACUCUCAAUGGAGCAGAAUUGGUCUUGAAAGAACUCAUCACUGUACCGAGAUUAAAGCAGCGCCUUUCAGCGUUGGAAACCAAGCACCAAUUCCCUGGAUUAGUGCGAGAUCUUCAGACCAAAAUCAACAAGAUUCGGGUGGCUAGUAACGAGAUCGGACAGAGUUCCGAACUCAAGACUAUUUUACUGGUGGUUCUCCAAGUCGGGAACAAAAUGAACCAAGGUACUGCUCGAGGAGGAGCAAAAGGAUUCCGGUUGAAUGAUCUGACCAAGUUGGCACAACUCAAGUCUGUUGAUAAGUCUGUUACUCUUCUGCAUUACGUGGCACGAAUGGUGCGAAUGAAGAAAGGGAAUGGGGUUCGAUUGGGAGACUCGCUGGCGUCGCUGUAUGAUGUUCAGAGUAUCUCGAUCCCAGAGCUUCAAGGUGACAUGAACAGGAUCAACGAUAUCACUGAAAUUAUCAACGUUGAAUUAGCAGCUCAACGUCUGAAGAACCGGAUCGAGGAGAAGGAAGAGAACGAUUUAUUCGUCGAGUCCAUGACUGUGUUCGUUGAUGACGCUUCCAAGGAAGUCGCUACUCUAAAGACCGACCUGGAUGAGACGUUGCGGCUGAUGCGAGAUGUUAUGCUGCGGUUCGACAAGAACGCAGACGAGGAGGAAGCUCCGGCUCCUGCAUCUGAUGCUCCGCUCACACCCGCAAUGUUAUCAGGUGCUGGAGAAUUCUUCAGUAUCAUUUAUGACUUUACCAUGUCACUCAUGAAAUCAGACCGCGAGAAUGAACUCAAGCGGAUUCGUGAAGAAAAACGACUGAAACAACAGGAACUCAGGAGCGCAACACCGCGGAGGAACGUUGCUGGGAUGCCCAGAUUCAACGGAAAAGGCGAAGGUGUCAGCUCUACAGGGACGUCGAAUAACCCAGCAAGUGAGGACACUGUGAAGACCGAACCGAAGCCAGAGUCUGUAACAACCGGCAAGACACCAGAACCGGACGCAGAGACGAGUAAACCCGUGGAGGAACAGGCACUUAAAAAUCCUGGAAUGGUCAAGGCUUCAGCUCUCCCGAGUGUUCCCGCUUCGCCGUUAAAGAAGGUCAUUGGGGCGAUGCCUACGGGUAUCCUAAGUCCCAUGAAGCUGAAGCUUACUAACUCUUCCACUCGUGUGGUUCCUUUCGAUGCCGCCUCCCUCACCGAGAUCAAGUUGAAAACGAAACACGCAACCAACAAUGAACCUCAAACGCGACGAGGAGUGAAGCCUGAAGUCGAAGCUGAGAGUGACGAUCACGACAACAAUAACGACGAACCUGCGUCACCAGAGAAGGCGUUAUCGGAAGCGGAGCCUUCUGCAAGUACCCGCGUAGCCGUACAAAUCGAUGCAUAA
Phytophthora infestans T30-4 is the source of this 4284-nucleotide messenger RNA. RefSeq names its product formin-homology 2 domain-containing protein. Gene Ontology annotation, biological process: exocytosis; actin filament polymerization. The record is from RefSeq and is a predicted model, not a curated record. Bases 1 to 4284 code for a protein of 1427 amino acids. The transcript is spliced from 5 exons. Gene Ontology annotation, cellular component: WASH complex. Lineage: Eukaryota; Oomycota; Peronosporomycetes; Peronosporales; Peronosporaceae.